This is a messenger RNA of Setaria italica (foxtail millet), 1450 nucleotides long. Its product is annotated as protein MET1, chloroplastic. Gene Ontology annotation, molecular function: protein binding. The coding region runs from base 133 to 1134 and encodes 333 amino acids. Lineage: Eukaryota; Viridiplantae; Streptophyta; Magnoliopsida; Poales; Poaceae. The record is from RefSeq and is a predicted model, not a curated record. The transcript is spliced from 7 exons.
UUCACCAUCAAGAUUCGCCAAGAAGAAGAGAGGAGAAGAAGACCUCAAGCUGCCAAGUGGAGAACAUUCGAGCAAGCAGCGGCAGAGAUACCUCGCGCGCGCAAGCUUUCCUUCCCAGCUAGCUAGCGAGCCAUGGCGGCGCUGGCUCACCAGGUGGGCGCCAACCAGCCGCCGCUGCUCUCAUCCCCGGCCCGCCUCCCACGGAGCAGCAAUGCGAGGCUGCUGGUGCUCCCGGCGGCGGCCGCGUCCCUCGGCGGACGCGGCGUGAGGCUGGGCGCGCGGAGGGCCGCCGCCGUCGUCGUCCGGGCGUCGUCGGAGGCGAAGGCGGAGGCGGAGACCAAGACGGAGGGCGGCGGAGGCGAGGAGGAGGAGGAGCGCCCGUACGAGGAGUACGAGAUCACGAUCGAGAAGCCGUACGGGCUCAAGUUCGCCAAGGGCCGCGACGGGGGCACAUACAUCCAGGCCAUCUUCCCCGGCGGCGCCGCCGAGAAGACCGGCCAGUUCACCGUCGGCGACAAGGUGCUCGCCACCAGCGCCGUCUUCGGGGAUGAAAUCUGGCCGGCGGCAGGGUACGGCCAAACCAUGUACAGCAUCCGUCAGAGGUCCGGCCCUCUAUACAUGAAGAUGGAGAGAAGGUUUGGUAAGUGGGAUGGUGCUGGUGAGCUCUCCGAGAAGGAGAUCAUAAGAGCUGAGAGGAACUCUGGAGUGGUCAGCGGCAGGGUGAGGGAGAUCCAGUUGCAAAACUACCAGAGGAAGAUGGAGCAGAAGAUGCAGAGGGAAGAGGACCUCCGCACGGGGCUCAGGCUGUACAAGGAUGGGAAGUAUGAGGAGGCAUUGGAGAAGUUCGAGUCAGUUUUGGGAUCGAAACCGGAGAGCAAUGAGGCUUCCAUUGCCAGCUACAAUGUUGCCUGCUGCUACUCCAAACUCGACCGGAUACAAGCAGGGCUUUCUGCAUUGGAAGACGCCCUGAAAGCAGGAUAUGAAGACUAUAAGCGAAUCCGCACCGACCCGGAUCUCGAAAACUUGAGGAAAUCGGAGCAAUUCGAUCCCCUGAUGAAGAACUACGACGAGUCGUUCAUCAACGAGAACGCCCUCAAUGCCAUCAAAUCCUUGUUCAGAUUCGGCAAGAACUGAGCAACUGAAACAUGGUAGCAGCAGCAGGCAAUGCCACUCUUGUCUGGUCUUGCAGAGCCUACUGUGCUAAGCUCAUGCCCGUACAGUUCGUUCCCCUCUCCAGUAGGUUGCGGUUCACACCUGUAGCUUAGCAAUUCUUGGUGAGACAUGUACUUAACCAUUUGAUGAAGAUACAGUAUGUAAUUCCAAAUGACGCAUCUGCGUGUGUAAAGGCAAAUGUGCAGUAGCUGUGCUUGUUAAGGUAUGCCAAAUAUGUUAAGCAUGAACCAAAAGGCGAAUAUAUUUUUCGAUGAACGCAUGAAACGACUAUUGACAA